Molecule: messenger RNA, 793 nt
Organism: Perkinsus marinus ATCC 50983
Lineage: Eukaryota; Perkinsozoa; Perkinsida; Perkinsidae
Exons: 1
Source: RefSeq, a predicted model, not a curated record
GUGCUCCUCGCCUUCGUUUGUGGUAUACAGUGUUAUGCACAAUUCAUCGUACCAGUACCGCCUACAGCUGAUGAGCUGGAUACUCUUGCUCCCGAGACACUUACUAAGCCCAAUGAGACACGCUAUGAAGUAACAGCUGUUGGAGUGGUGGAAUCAAUCAUACUUGGGUCCAUUGGGCUCAUCUCGCUGGCUCGAGCAGCGAUGGUGGUGCGAAAAUUGUGUAUAAGUGACGAAACUAAGCUGAGUAUUGUGAGGAGUGAGCUGGCUGAAGAGAAUCAGGCGCGUAACCAAGAUAUGUCUGAACGUAGCCUCAUAAACCGGGUUGCCCUCUCCGCGGUUGCCUCGAAGAAGAAGGUCGAACUGACCGGGCGUUUGUUCUGGCACGGUUUUUUCACGCUCGAGGCCUUGGAUACUGUUCUGCAAAUUAUUCGUCUGGUUGAACUGGGCGGCCGUUCUUUCACGGGGGAGAGAGUUAUUGUGGCGGACCGUACAGCUAUCAUGACCCAGGCUACCCUGAUAAUGUUGGUGUUCGUUGUUGGUCCCACGACACUCAUACUCAACAACCGAGUCUGGGCUGCUCUGUUCGACACCAUCGUCGCCUUCAGCUUCACGGCUGCUUAUCUUAUUAUAUCUGGUCGCAUAUUCCUGCCUGACACUUGGCCAGACUUGCGCUUCGAGACGUUCGUCUCCUUCCUCUCGAGUCUCGUCCCCGCUAUUUUAUCACUAGAUAACGUGAUAGGCGUAGAUCGUUACCUGUACGAGAUUGCUAAGAAUCCAGAGCUAACUCGCGGUC